Molecule: messenger RNA, 411 nt
Organism: Camelina sativa (false flax)
Lineage: Eukaryota; Viridiplantae; Streptophyta; Magnoliopsida; Brassicales; Brassicaceae
Source: RefSeq, a predicted model, not a curated record
GAAGAAGGGAUUGUUGUCAACAAAUACAAACCUAAGAACCCCUACACUGGUCGAUGCCUCUUGAACACCAAGAUCACCGGCGAUGACGCUCCCGGUGAAACCUGGCACAUUGUCUUCACCACCGAAGGUGAGAUUCCGUAUAGAGAAGGUCAAUCGAUAGGAGUGAUUCCUGAGGGAAUUGAUAAGAACGGGAAGCCCCACAAGCUGAGGUUGUACUCCAUCGCCAGCAGUGCCAUUGGUGACUUUGGAGACUCCAAGACUGUUUCUCUCUGUGUCAAGAGAUUAGUUUACACAAAUGAUAGCGGAGAGACUGUUAAGGGGGUCUGCUCCAACUUCUUGUGUAAGACGAAGAACAAUUAUGGGGUUCUGAUUGGAUAUGUUACGUUUAUGGGUUUAAACUCUUCUUAUUGA